Molecule: messenger RNA, 11763 nt
Organism: Fusarium graminearum PH-1
Lineage: Eukaryota; Fungi; Ascomycota; Sordariomycetes; Hypocreales; Nectriaceae
Exons: 3
Coding region: 1-11763 (3920 amino acids)
Biological process (GO): fatty acid biosynthetic process; secondary metabolite biosynthetic process
Molecular function (GO): phosphopantetheine binding; 3-oxoacyl-[acyl-carrier-protein] synthase activity; fatty acid synthase activity
Source: RefSeq, a predicted model, not a curated record
AUGUCGAGUCAAUCUUUCCCAAAAGAGCCUAUUGCCAUCAUUGGCACUUCCUGUCGCUUCCCCGGCGGCGCCAACACUCCCUCCAAAUUAUGGGAUCUUCUCAUUGAGAAGAGAGACGUUCAAUCGUCCAUUCCCCCUGAACGAUUCAACGUUGAUGCUUUUUAUAGCAGUAAUGGGGACAAGAACGGAUGCACCGAUGUCAAGAAGGCGUAUCUGUUGGCUGAGGACAUUCGCUUGUUCGAUGCCUCGUUCUUCAAGAUCAACCCUCGUGAAGCUGAAGCUAUGGAUCCGCAGCAGAGGCUCUUGCUUGAGGCUGUAUACGAAGCAACCGAGACAGCUGGACUACCUAUGGAGGAUCUGAAAGGAUCUGACACUGCUGUCUACGUUGGUUGUAUGACUGGGGAUUACCAUGAGAUGCUCAUGCGUGAACCCCAGGAUAUGCCCAAGUACAUGGCUACUGGCACAGCUCGCAGUAUUCUUUCCAACAGAAUUUCUUAUCUCUUUGACUGGAAGGGUCCAUCGAUGACUAUCGAUACAGCCUGCUCGUCCAGUCUUGUUGCUGUUUAUGAUGCUGUCACGGCCCUCCGUAAUGGAGUCUCUCGCAUCGCCUGUGCAGGAGGCGUCAACCUCAUUCUUGGCCCCGAAAUGAUGAUUUCAGAGUCUAAGUUGCACAUGCUGUCUCCCACAGGCCGAAGUAGGAUGUGGGAUGCUUCAGCUAAUGGCUAUGCGCGAGGAGAGGGUGUAGCAGCCAUCAUGAUGAAGACCUUGUCACAGGCCUUGGCCGACGGCGAUCACAUCGAGGGGAUCAUCCGAGAGAUCGGAGUCAACUCAGACGGACGCACCAAUGGGAUCACACUUCCUAGCCCUGAUGCCCAAAAGGUACUAAUCAGGCAAACCUACAGGAAUGCUGGUCUAGACGUCUUCAAAGAUCGAUGCCAAUUCUUUGAGGCGCACGGAACUGGAACUCCUGCAGGAGACCCUCUUGAAGCCCGCGCCAUUCAUGAAGCCUUCUUCGACGGUAGUGAUAUCGUCAACGAGCCCAUGUAUGUGGGCUCUGUCAAGACAGCGAUUGGCCAUCUUGAGGGAUGUGCUGGUCUCGCUGGCAUGAUCAAGGCUAUUGAGGCUGUCAAGACAGGCAUUAUUCCACCCAAUCAGCUCUUCGAGACCUUGAACCCAGCUGUGAAGCCUUAUACGUCCAAUCUGAAGCUUCCCGUUGAAUCUCAGCCGUGGCCCAAGUUGACUGAGGGGUUUCCGAGACGCGCCAGUGUAAACUCGUUCGGGUUUGGUGGAACAAACGUUCAUGCCAUCAUUGAACAUUUCGACAAUCUAUCUUCAGAAAGCUCGGUCAAUGAAGUUAUCUCUACUCCACUGGUACUGUCAGCAAACUGCGAGCUUUCGUUGCGAGCCCAGAUCUCCCAACUUGCCCAAGUCCUCGAGAAUGCCGAGAGUGAACGAAUUGAGAGUAUCUUGUACACCUUGGCCCACAGACGCUCUCAACUCCCUCUGAGGACCUUUUUCUCUGGACAUGACCUACCGAGUCUCCAAGAGAAACUGGAGAGUGCCAUAGUUGAGGAUGUAGUUAUACCUACUUCUAAGCAGGACUCUCCACUGGGUUCGGCCCCCCGCAUUUUGGGUGUUUUCACCGGACAAGGUGCCCAGUGGCCCACCAUGGGAAGGGAGCUUCUGAAGUCUUCACCCUUUGCUCGACGACUGAUGGCUUCCCUUGAAGAGUCUCUCUCCAGUCUACCUGAGCCUCCCAUGUGGACUCUCACCGAACAGAUCAUGGCUGACAAAGACACCUCUCGUCUAAGCGAAGCCGCUAUCUCACAACCGCUUUGCACCGCUGUCCAACUCAUGGUGGUCGAGCUACUACGCAAAGCCGGUAUCAGCUUCGAUUGCGUCAUUGGCCACUCCUCUGGCGAGAUCAGCGCUGCAUAUGCUGCUGGAUUCCUAUCCCUCCGUGAUGCUAUCAGGGUCGCAUACUUCCGUGGUGUCUGUGCCAAACUUGCAGGUGGAGUCAAUGGAGCUCCAGGAUCUAUGAUGGCUGUCGGACUAUCUUACGAGGAAGCUUCAGUUUUCUGUGAGGAGAACUUUCAUGGCCUGGUUGACGUGGCUGCCAGCAACGCUCCCACUAGCACGACUCUAUCAGGAGACAAGGCCAGUAUUGAAGAGGCCAAGGUGCUACUAGAUCAGCAAGGCACCUUUGCCCGGGUUCUUCGGGUCGAUACUGCCUACCAUUCUCAUCACAUGCAUCCUUGCGCUGAGCCAUACCUUGCUCUACUUGAAGCUGCCACUGUCAAGGCCCUUCCCGGUAAUGACUCUUGUGAGUGGUACUCCAGUGUCUUGGGUGAGCGAAUCGAUUCCUCGAUCCAUGGUGAAGCUUUAGCGGGAGAGUACUGGGUUGAGAAUAUGAUUAAUCCUGUUCUUUUCUCCGUGGCAUCAGAACUAGUGGCUGGUGUUGCAGUGCCCUGUCAUAUCGCUCUCGAAGUUGGACCUCAUCCUGCACUUAAAGGUCCUUUCAAUCAGACCUAUAAGCGCGCGACAGAAUCUCAACUACCAUACCAGGCUACUCUGUCUCGAAAUGUCCAUGAUGUGGCGGCCUUGAGCGAUACUCUCGGCUUCAUCUGGUCUCACCUCGGCAAGAGCUCUGUUGACUUUACCUCUUACGCUCAAGCCUUUUCCGCAUCCACAAACAGGGCGCUUGCACAAGGUCUUCCACCUUAUCCUUGGGACCAUACGCAAUCGUUCUGGAGGGAAUCCAGAAAGUCGCUCAAGUAUCGUCAACGUGCCCAUCCACCUCACCCUCUACUAGGUGUCCGGUCCGUGGAGGAUCCAGGCGAUAGCUUCCGAUGGCUGAACCACCUGCGCCUUGAAGAUGUUCCAUGGCUUGAUGGACACAAGGUCGAGGGUCAAGUUGUGCUGCCUGCCGCUGCCUACUUGGUUAUGGCCAUGGAGUCUGCUCGUGCUAUUGAUGAGAGCAAAAAAGUUCAGCUUGUCGAACUGUCUGAGGUUCACAUUAUGAGCGCCAUCCAAUUGAGUCAAGACUCACAAGCUAUUGAGACUGUCUUUAACCUCGAGGUUGGGGAUUAUCAGUCAAGCCAUGCGACCGCUACAUGGUUUUUAUCCACACCUCUGCGCGACGGUAACUGGAAGUGCAACGCCAAGGGUCAGCUUCGUGUUGAUUUUGGCUCUACUGAAGUUGCCUCUCUCUUACCUACCCGAGUCAAGCCUAUCGCUUCUUUAACAACCGUGGAUGUGGAAAGAUUCUACAGUUCAUUAACAAGUAUUGGGCUCGAGUACACCGGCGACUUCAAGCAUCUCGACAGCAUAGAUCGUCAAUUGGGCUUCGCAUCAGCUCGAGCACGUCAAAUCACCCCAGACUUCUCCGCGAUAAUCCAUCCCGCCCUGUUAGACACAGCCUUCCAAUCCGUCUUUGCUGCUUACUGCUGGCCCGAUGAUGGAAGUCUCCAAGCACCAUUCGUGCCCACCUAUUUCCGAAGUCUUCGCAUUGUCAACACGAGUCAACUACGACAUGGAGAUGAGUUGGUUAUUGACUCUUUCUUGACCAACACAAAUGAGCGCGAGCUUACUGCGGAUAUGGAUGUCUUUGAGGCUAGUAAUGAUGAGCCUGUGUUGCAACUUGAGGGAUUGACGUGUACGUCCCUCCUGCGACCUGGACCUAGCAAUGCGAAGGAACUCUACACUAAGACUGAGUGGGAAGUCGACAUUGCAAGCGCAAUAGCAGGUGUAGAGACAGAGGAAGAGGAUACAGAGUCUGACCUGGAACUUGUGGAUCUCUGCGAGCGUCUCUCUUACUUUUAUCUCCGAGAACUCAACAAAGCAGUUGGUCGCGAUGAAGUUACCAAUUUUGACUGGAACCAUCAGCGAAUCUUUGAGUGGAUUGAUCAUCUCUUCCCUUCUAUCCAAUCUGGCAAUCAUCCCACCGUCAAGAAGGAAUGGUCAUCCGACUCUCGAGAGUGGCUCAUGCAGCAAUCCUCCAAAUUCCCAGGUCGCAUUGAUCUCCAGCUUAUCCAAGCUGUUGGUGAGAACCUUCCUGCUGUAGUGCGCAAGCAGACAACCAUGUUGGAGCACAUGGUCAAAGACGAUAUGCUGAACCGUAUCUACAAGUACGGUCUCGGCUUUGAGAGGGCCAACGUGUACCUUGGUCGCAUCUCCAAGCAGCUUGCUCAUCGGUAUCCCAGGAUGAACAUCUUGGAGAUUGGUGCAGGUACUGGAGGUGCCACGAAGGGUAUUCUUGAAUCUCUUGGUACCACCUUUGAGAGUUACACCUUUACCGAUAUCUCUACUGGUUUCUUCGAGGCAGCUGCCGAGACCUUCGAGAACUGGGCUGCAAAGAUGAUCUUCAAGCCUCUGAACAUCGAGAAUGACCCGACAGAGCAAGGCUUCCCAGAAGGACACUAUGACUUCAUCAUCGCUUCGAAUGUCCUCCACGCCACCAAGUCCCUCGACGUCACCAUGAAGAACACACGCAAGCUUUUAAAGCCUGGUGGUCAGCUUCUUCUGUUGGAGGUUACGAGUGACAUUGUGCGAGUCAAGCUCAUGAUGUCUGGCCUCUCAGGUUGGUGGCUCGGAGGUGAUGAUGGACGCCGCUAUGGACCGACGAUCCCGGUUUCUCAGUGGGAUUCGUUGUUGAAGCAGACAGGCUUCUCGGGAGUUGACAAGACCGUCAAUGACUUUGUGGACGACGAGAAGUACAUGACCUCUGUUAUGCUGUCGCAGGCUAUCGACGACCAAGUGCAGCUUUUGAGACAGCCUCUUGCUACGUCUGGAGAUUGGCUCUCAUCGCACUCACUUACCAUCGUUGGCGGGACGUCUCAGGGUAUGGCUUCCGAGAUGAUGAAACUUCUCACUCAAGUUAGCGGUGUUACCGAGAACCUGAUUCACUACGUUGAGAGCUUUGAACAACUGGCGUCAUCUAACAUCCACGUUCGAUCGGCCUUGGUGCUAGAGGACCUUGAUGAGCCUAUCUUCAAGAGUUUGACAGACGACAAGCUCCGAGGUGUACAGAGACUUAUGAAUGAGUCUCGCCAAGUACUAUGGGUCUCAAAGGGUUGUCAACGGGAUGACCCCUUCGCCAACAUGUCUGUGGGCAUGUGUCGCAGCCUGGCUUCCGAGUACCCUCACAUUCAUUUGCAGCACGUCGACCUGGAAGGAGAGAUCACCGAUCUCACGUCAUCUCGUCUUAUGGAAGCUUUUUUGCAAUUGGUUUACAGAGUAUCUCUCAAGUCUGACGAUAUUGUCUGCUCCAUCGAGGCGGAGUUGAUCCUUCGGGAUGAUAAAUGGUUCAUCCCCCGUGUCAAGUCUGAUCAGUCACUCAAUGGCCAGCUCAACGCCAGUAAGAUGGCUCUUCAAAACAAGAAGACUUUGACUAGAGACACGAUUGAGAUUCAGCAGCGACGUAAACAGUUCGUCAUCCUUGAGCCAGUUCCUUUCCUUUCUCUCUCAAGCUCGACAUCGCUAGUUGACAUCACUGUCACGCACUCCCUUCUCUACCAAUUCAAGAUCGGUCAAAGGUCUUCUGGAUACCUUUGUCAUGGAUACACAGAGAGCGAACCCAAAACGCGAGUACUAGCUGUAUCUGGAACCAACCGGUCCAGGAUCUCUGUCCCUUCAUUCUUUGUAUGGGAUUUGACUACCACCGAUUGUGAGCCCGCGAAGCUUUUGCAAAAGACCGCAUUCACAAUCGCGGCUCAGAGGGUUUUGGGAGACGUCGACAGUGGCUCCACGGUCCUUAUUCAUGAGGCGGACGGUUUCAUCGGGUCUGCGCUUCAAUGGAAGGCUGCAGAUCUUGGCCUUGAGGUUGUCUUGACUACCUCUGACAUGGGCAAGGCUAAGUCGGGCGACGUGACCUUUGUGCACGCUAUGGCUCCGGAACGUGCACUAAAGAAGUCCGUUCCUAAAGGCACCAAGCUUAUCGUCGAUCUCUCUGGAAGAGACUACGAAACGACUGGUUCUCCUUUCAGCCGAGUCGUCUCUACCUGUACCCGAGUUGUUCAGCUACACGAUAUCCUCGGCAACCAACCCCAAGGCAUCGAAGACCCGAUCAUUCACGGCAUUCGUGACGCAAUGCGCUCUACGCUGAACUUAGAUGAAGUUGCAACGGUUAUUAGGGUAACCGAUUUAGCCAACAAGCCAGUUUCUAUCAAGGACUACGCCACUGUUGUUGACUUCUCAGCUGACGCUGCCAUUCCAGCUGUCAUCCAGCCUAUUGAGGGUGCUCGCCUCUUCCGAUCAGACAAGACCUAUCUUCUGAUCGGAUUCACUGGAGGUCUCGGGAAGGCUCUGUGCCGAUGGAUGGUAUCAUGCGGUGUCCGUCAUAUUGCUUUGACUACUCGAAAUGUUGAUUCCGUCGACAAGCUUUGGCUAGAAGAGUUACAAAUGCAGGGCGCCCAAGUCAACCUCUUCCAAGCAGAUGUCAGUGACAAGGACGCAUUGACCAGGUCCUACCAGCAGAUUGUCGAGCAGAUGCCUCCCGUCUGUGCUGCUGCCAAUGCUGCUUUACUUCUGUCGGACCGUACCUUUAGUGAGCUGAAGGUACAGGAUUUCCUCAAGGUCUUCGGACCGAAGGUCAAGGCGACACAGAAUCUUCAUGACCUACUGAAGGACCAAAAGCUUGACUUCUUCAUUAUGUUCUCUUCUCUUGCUAGCGUUGUCGGGAAUCGUGGUCAGGCCAACUAUGCUGCUUCCAACCUGUUUAUGAGCGCCAUCGCCGAACAGCGUCGUGCUCAAGGUCUUGCUGCCUCUGUGAUGCAUAUUGGCAUGGUUCUUGGUGUUGGCUAUGUUUCGUCAACUGGCGCACACGAGGCUACUCUUCGAAGUUACAACUACAUGGCUAUUUCUGAGACCGAUCUUCGAAACAUGUUUUCUCAAGCCAUUCUCGUUGGUCAGCCAGACUCUGGUCAUGGUCCGGAGCUCAUCACUGGUCUCAACCGAUACAGUCUUGAGUCCGAUGCUCAGAAGUACUUCUGGCGUGACAACAUGCGCUUCUCCCACCACACACUCGAGGAGGAACGUCAAGAGCGUUCUUCUUCUACCAAAGUGUCUAUGUCUCAGCGUCUUGAGGAGGCCAAGGAUGCUGCAGAGAUCUUGACAAUUGUUGAGGAGGAGUUUUGCACUAAGCUCGAACGCAUGCUUCAGGCCGAGGCUGGGUCCAUCAAAACCUCUCAGUCUCUACUAGGUCUGGGCGUCGAUUCUCUCAUCGCUGCCGAGAUUCGAUCAUGGUUCUUCAAGGAGCUUGACAUUGACACUCCUGUGCUUGAGAUUCUCAAUACUGCUUCUAUUUCGGAACUUUGCUCCACAGCUGUGUCUAACUUACCGUCUAUUUCGGGGCAGCCAAUCGAGUCCAAGGCUGAGGUGACCAAGCAGGCCAUCGAAUCUCUCGAUACUGUUCCGACCUCAACAGAAGCCUCAUCGGCACUGCCUACCGAAUCCGAGACAUUUACCCGUCCCAACUCUACUGAGGACACUAGUGACGACGAUUCGUCAGAGAAGUUUAUGUCUAGGCCUAAGGGAUUUAGGCCUCAAGUCAUCCGUAGUGGGCCUAUGUCGUUUGCCCAAGAACGCCUCUGGUUCCUUCAGGAAUUCCUCCAAGAUGACACAACCUACAGUGUCACGAUGCACUACCGUAUCAGUGGCCCUCUACGCUUGAAAGAUCUGGGAGAUGCUUUCAACCAAGUCAUCAAACGACACGAAACUCUUCGUACUGCAUUCUUCAUUGACGCCGAGACUGGCCUCCCAAAACAGGCUGUGCUACAGCAUUCGCCCUUCCCUUUAAUUGUCAGGCACAACUCUACCGGUUGCUAUGAGUAUGAGCGUAUGCAAAAGAUGCCUUAUAGUCUUGAAAGUGGCGAUGUGGUCAGAGCCCAGAUUGUUCCCAACUCGGAUGGCGAACACGAUCUCAUAUUUGGCUUCCAUCACAUUGCGCUUGAUGGUUUUAGCGCACAGAUUAUGGUGCGGGACUUGGCCAUGGCCUAUUCUGGACUAAGUCUCACGCCUAAGGAUCUUGGGUAUCUUGACUUUGCUAUCGCACAGAAGGCGGCCAAGUUUCCUACUGACAGCAUCGACUUCUGGAAGGCUGAGUUCGAGGAGCUGCCGCCGACACUUCCUGUCUUUGACUUUGCUGAGACCAAGAUGCGGGUUCCCCUGACUCACUACACCACACGGGCCUAUGAGAGGACACUUCCUGCUGAGGCGGGCGCGAAGACGAAAGCAGCUGCCAGAGAUCUCGGGGUGACUCCCUUUCACAUCCAUCUCGCGGCACUUCAAGUCGUUCUUUGGGAUCUCGCUUCUACUAGUGAUGUCUGCAUUGGUAUCACCGAUGCCAACAAGAAUGACGCUGCUUUCAUGGAUGUAGUUGGCUUUUUCGUCAACCUUCUGCCUUUGCGCCUGAAGUCAAGGGCAUCACAGACACUAGCUGGGUUAGCCUGUGAGGCCAAGAUCAAGGCCAACCAAGCCCUUGCACACUCUCAAAUCCCGUUCGAUGUUCUUCUUGACGAGCUGAAGCUUCCUCGCUCUACAAUGCACAGUCCUCUAUUCCAAGUCGUUCUUAACUUUAAGAUGGGUUCCACUCAAAAGGUACCCCUUGGAGACUGUCAGGCCGAGCUGGUCACUUUCAAGGACGCGAACAAUCCAUACGAUCUGACGUUUGACAUCGAGACCUACAAUGAUGGAUCUACCUCUAUCGUUGUCAAGACGCAAGAGUACCUGUACACACACAGUGAGCUUGGAUUCAUUGUCGACAGGUAUACUGAUGUCCUUUCCCUCUUUGUCAGUGAGUCUUCUCAGACUCUUGGCCAGGCCUGCAAGCCCACUGCCUCCCAGAUCCAGAAGGCUCUGAGCCUUGGAAGGGGUAAGAGGAUCCCAUCACCUCGCUUCGAGACACUGUCGCACUACUUUGAUGAUUGGGUUGAGCAACAGCCCGACGCUAUUGUGUUGAAAACUGAUGAUGGCAAGACCUUGACAUACCGUCAAUUGAAGGGCUUGGUGAACCAAAUUGCGGCCAAGUUGAUUGAAGGUGGCGUCACCCAAAGGUCCAAGGUCGGUGUCUACUGCGAGCCGAGCUUGUACAUCUUCGCUCUACUCAUAGCCAUUGCUCAGGCCGGUGCUGUCUACGUGCCACUGGACGCUCAGAACCCGAUCAAGCGUCUUCAGCUCAUCGUCAACGACUGUCAACCCAACGUUAUCGUGAUUGAUGACUCAACCCAGGACCUGGCGGCUGAACUGGAGACAACUGCCAAGAUCUUCAAUGUUUAUAGCAUUGACCCGACUUGUCCGGACGCUCGCGAGAUUGAGAACCGCGCGCAUGGGUCGGGUAUGGGCUACAUCUAUUACACCAGUGGAACAACAGGUGUGCCCAAGGGUGUCGCGCUCACUCACACGAACCUUGUGCAUCAUAUCGAGAGCUGCAUCCAAUUUACCAGCAUGAGAAGAUGCACAAUGCUUCAACAGGCUCCUCUUGGCUUCGACAUGUCGCUCACCCAGAUGUCACUGGUGGCGAUGCUUGGAGGAACUCUCAUUGUUGCUUCAAGUGAUACCCGCAAGGAUCCCAUGCAGAUCGCUCAAUUGAUGCUCGCUGAAAAGGUCACUCACACGUUUAUGACACCUACACUGGCUUUGGCUGUGAUCCACCAUGGAUAUGAGUAUCUCAGUCAAUGCGUUGACUGGGAGUUUGCUUUGCUCUCUGGCGAGGCUGUUCGCGCCCACGUCCCUCCCGAGUUCAAGCGCCUUGGGCUCAAGAACCUCAGUCUGUACGAUGGUUAUGGGCCAACGGAGAUUACCAUCAACAGUAGCUGUGGUCUGAACGAGCUUGACGAGAACACCCCUCACGAUACGCGUAACCCAAGCAUCGGCCUCACACUUCCCAACUAUUCUUGCUACAUCUUGGAUGAGAGCAUGCAGCCUGUUCGACCUGGAUUCGCUGGCGAGUUGGUCGUUGGUGGCUGCGGUAUCGCCAUGGGUUACCUCAACAGGGAGGAUCUUACCCAGGCUAGGUUCCUUCCUGACCCUUUCGCUUCAGCUGAGGAUAUCCCGCGUGGCUGGACCCGUAUGUAUCGCACCGGUGAUAAGGCAAGGAUUCUACCUGAUGGACGUAUUACCUUCCUUGGCCGCAUCGCUGGUGAUUCACAGAUCAAACUUCGUGGAUUUCGUAUCGAGCUCGAGGACGUCGCCAACACCAUUGUUAAAGCCUCAAUGGGUGUCAUUCCAGAAGCAGCUGUAUCAUUGAGACAGGGUGAGAAUGGUGAUGGAGACAGUGCUUUCUUAGUGGCUUUCGCCAUCAUCUCUGAAGCCCAUUCUCCUUCAGAGAUCAAGAUCUACCUUAAGAAACUACUCAAGGAAUUAUCCCUUCCUCGAUACAUGAUUCCUGCCAAAAUCGUCCCUAUCGACAAGCUUCCCAUGAACGCAUCUGGAAAACUGGAUCAGUAUGCUCUCGAUGCUAUUCCCAUCCCUCUGGAUGACGAUGCCAUGGUUUCUCGACCACUCUCCGAGACUCAAGAGGCACUCAAGUUGGGCUGGCUCAAAGCCUUACCACCUGUAGCCGCAGAUGCCACGAUUGGACCCGAUACCGACUUUUUUGCUGCUGGCGGCAACUCCCUUCGUAUUGUUUCGCUGCGAGAGUACAUCUCUCGGGUCUUUGGUGUCACCGUUUCUGUAUUCGAUCUCUUCCAGGCUAGCACAUUGAGUGAGAUGGCGGCCAAGGUUGACAGUUCUUCUGAGGCCAUUGACACAGAGCCUAUCGAUUGGGAAUCAGAAACCCGUGUUGGCUCAACUACCUCGAUCGUUAAAUCGGAAGUAUCUCAGAAACAGGACGGACUACAGGUGGCCCUUACUGGAUCGACCGGCUUCUUGGGUCUCGCUAUUCUCAAGGCACUCCUUGCGGACAAACGCGUAGCAAAGGUGCACUGCCUUGCUAUUCGUUCCUUGGCCAACCAAGACCCUAUCUUUGGAUCCUCGCGAGUUACGUGCUAUCAGGGAGACUUGUCUCUUCCAUACCUUGGUCUGCCCCAAGAACAAUUUGUUACACUCGCCCAGUCAUUCGACCGAAUCAUCCACAAUGGUGCUGAUGUUUCAUUCCUCAAGAAAUUCCAGUCUCUCAAACGCCCCAAUGUCGAGGCAACUCGGAAACUUGCACGAGUUGCAAUGGAUCGAUGCAUCCCUUUCCACUUUGUCUCCACUGGCGGUGUUGUGAACCUCACCGGUCUAGACGGACUUGCUGAAGUUUCUGUUUCUAACUAUAAGCCACCUGUGGAUGGUUCAUAUGGUUAUAUCGCUUCCAAGUGGGCUUCAGAGCGUAUUUUGGAAUCUUGUGCGGAGAAGGGCCUUCCAGUCUGGAUUCAUCGUCCAAGUAAUAUCACGGGCAAGAAUGCACCAAGCCAUGACUUGAUGCAGAACAUCUUCCGUUACUCGGCUAAGACAAGCUCUUUGCCCGACCUCUCCGGCUGGAAGGGUUACUUUGACUUUGUUCCUGUUGAAGAUGUGGCGCAGGGUAUCGUCAACUCAGUCACCGAGACUGGAGAGUCUACACUAGUUUAUCGUCACCACUGCGGUGCAGACAAGAUCUCUGUUGAUGAUCUCAAGUAUCACUUUGAGACGGAUCAGGGCAAGACGAUGGAAACAGUCGGCGUGGAGGAGUGGUUGACUCGUGCUAGAAAUGCUGGUCUUGAUCCUUUGACUGCUACUUUGGUGGAGAAGACUCUGAGUCAAGGUGGAGGUAUCGUUCCCUGGCUUCGAACGGGUAGUUCAUAG